Molecule: messenger RNA, 2233 nt
Organism: Epinephelus lanceolatus (giant grouper)
Lineage: Eukaryota; Metazoa; Chordata; Actinopteri; Perciformes; Serranidae
Source: RefSeq, a predicted model, not a curated record
AAUAAUACAGAUAUUUACACGCGUGUUACAGUGGUUGGUAGUGUGAGUGCAACAUUUUAAGACCCCAGAUGUUUCUCUCUGGUAAAGUUUAGUGGCUUCCUGCAGUUAAACUAAAACUAAACUGUCUAUGAGUUGUCUAAUAAAUUACCACUUCGCCUUUUCCUCCACAGCCGGUCAUCAGUGUGUUAGCUACCUAGCUAGCAGCUAGCCUCAGCAGCUGGUAGCUAUGGCUGCAGUUAUUCUGAGUUUCCCAACUCUGCAGGGUCUGAGGAUAUUUACACAAAAACUGUCAUGGACGAAAAGAGGCGUGAGGCUCGCUUCAGGAGGGGUGGGAAGGAUAGAGAAGGUGCUGAUUGCCAAUCGAGGAGAGAUUGCAUGUCGUGUGAUGCGCACGGCCAAGAAGAUGGGCGUCCGCUCUGUGGCUGUGUACAGCGAUGCUGACAGACACUCCAUGCAUGUGGCCAUGGCAGAUGAAGCCUACCGCAUUGGCCCUCCACCCUCCCAGCAGAGUUACCUCUCAAUGGAAAAAGUUUUGGAAGUGGCCAAGAAGUCUGGCUCACAUGCGGUCCACCCGGGUUAUGGCUUUCUGUCAGAAAACACAGAGUUUGCAGAGGCGUGUAAACAGGAGGGCAUCAUCUUCAUUGGGCCACCUUCCUCUGCUAUCCGGGACAUGGGCAUUAAAAGCACAUCCAAACACAUCAUGUCAGCUGCUGGAGUGCCAAUCAUUGGUGGUUACCAUGGAGAGGACCAAUCAGAUGAGAGGCUGCAAGCAGAAGCUGCCCGGAUAGGAUACCCUGUGAUGAUUAAGGCAGUCCGUGGGGGAGGAGGGAAGGGGAUGCGUAUUGCACGGUCAGACUCAGACUUCUUGGAGCAGUUGGAGUCAGCUAGACGAGAAGCGAGGAAAUCCUUCAACGAUGAUGUCAUGCUGGUUGAGAAGUUUGUAGAGGAUCCCAGACAUGUGGAGGUUCAGGUGUUCGGGGACAUGCACGGUAACGCUGUCUAUCUGUUUGAGAGAGACUGCAGUGUCCAAAGGAGACAUCAGAAGAUCAUAGAGGAAGCACCAGGGCCUGGUAUCAGUCCUGAGGUGCGGAGGAAACUUGGAGAGGCAGCAGUUCGAGCAGCCAAGGCCGUCAACUAUGUAGGAGCAGGUACGGUGGAGUUCAUAAUGGACGCCCAGCAUAAUUUUUACUUCAUGGAGAUGAACACCAGGCUGCAGGUGGAGCAUCCUGUCUCUGAGAUGGUCACUGGGACUGACCUGGUGGAGUGGCAGCUCAGGGUGGCAGCAGGGGAGCGUCUGCCUCUUCUCCAGGAUGACAUCAUUUUACGGGGACACUCUUUUGAGGCUCGCAUCUACGCCGAGGACCCAAACAACGACUUCCUUCCAGGGGCAGGGCCUCUGCUGCAUCUCUCCACCCCCUCAGCAGACCAACACACACGCAUAGAGACUGGAGUCAGGGAAGGGGACGAGGUGUCAGCACAUUACGACCCAAUGAUUGCCAAGCUCGUGGUGUGGGGAGAAGACCGAUCUGCUGCCUUAAAGAAGCUGCGGUACUGCUUACAACAGUACAAUAUUGUGGGACUGAACACUAACAUUAACUUUUUACUGAGUCUUUCGGGCCACCCAGAGUUUGAGGCUGGAAAUGUGACCACCAGCUUCAUCCCUCAGCACUAUGCAGACCUCUUCCCAGCUCCGAGGGCUCCUUCUGGGGAGACCAUCUGCCAGGCGGCCCUGGGGCUGGUGCUGCAGGAGAGGAAAAGCACACAGGAGUUCACACAGACCUCCACUGACCCCUUCUCCCCAUUUGGCUCCAGCAGUGGCUGGAGAAGCAACAUUAAGUUUAACAGAAACAUGACACUACAGCUGGGAGACAAAAAAGUUGACGUGGUCGUCGUGUACAACAAAGAUGGAAGCUAUACAAUGCAGAUUGGCAAGGAGGAGUACCAUGUGACUGGGGAGGUGGAGGUGGAAGGUGGAGCGUCAUUCCUGCACUGUUCUGUCAAUGGCAUGAAGUCUCGUCCCAAACUGGUGAUCCUGGACAACACAGUUCACCUGUUCUCCACAGAGGGAAGCUCCCAGGUGUCUGUGCCAGUGCCAAAAUAUCUGGCUGGUGUGAGCGGCUCUGGGGCUCAGGGCGGAGCUGUGGCCCCCAUGACUGGAACCAUAGAGAAGGUGAGUUUGGUUGUAUUAACACAACACAUGGAUUAUAAUUGGCAGUGAAUUUAGUUUUUGUCA